AUGGGAUUCCAGAUCCAGGAUCUGCUUGGGAUUUGGCAGGGAACGCUUGGGGAGACAGGAUCAGAAGGGCCUUCAUUCGACCGAUCGAUCAAGCCGCAAGACACUGAGGAGAAGGGCCUUCAUUUGCUCCAAUCGAAGGGUCGUUUCAUCUUGGCGAAGGAUGACACGAUCACGCGAAAGCCUGAGCUGAUGAAGGGCGUGAGUUAUGGACCCUCCAUGAGCACUUCUCCCAGCGAGGCCCAUCAUCAGGACUACUUUUGCGACGCGGCCGAGCCGAUCUGGGGCGGCCGUGGGGAUUUGGAGAUCAUCGCCAGCUUAGGCGCCAACGUGGUGCGACUCUACGGGAAUGACCCCACCUUGGAACAUCAGAAGUUCUUGGAUCAUGCGCAAUCCCUGAACCUGGAGGCCUAUCAUCCAUCCAUCAAGUACUUCAUCGUGGUCAAUGAACCCGAGUUGAAACUGCCGAGCCUGGGCGAACCGAAGAAGUUCGCGAAGGCCAUUGUCAGCGCGAUCGAUGGGGUCUUAGAUGCGGAGGAGGAGCGGGGCGACGCGGCGUGUGCAGCGGGACGGAACCCGCCCGUUUUGGCCUCACUCCGGCAGAAUCCGAUUUGGCCAGAGCUUGGUGUCGAGGGUCCCAAGCCCAAUCUCACCGUGACCUUCUCCUUUGCCUUUUGUAACCAGUGCGACAACUUCCGGGACCGGCCCGGGCUGGGACAACUUUGGACUUUGAAGGAUGCAUUGUUGAAUCCUGAGAAGUAUGGCGUGGAGCCAAAGAGGAAUUUGACCGCGUUUUUCGAGACUCGUUUCACCUUCAGCUUUAACUCCGGAAACCCUUCCGACGAGAUCCAGAGCCUCUUCUUGGAUCACUAUGAGGUCGCCUUCCCAAGUACUCCGAUCUUUGUGGCAGAGUAUCACAACCCAGGCAAUCCACAUUUGAAGAAGGACCUGAAGCAGAUCCUGCGAGUUGCCAGACACUCCUCGCUUUUGUUGGGCAUCAGCUUCUUUGAAUUCCAAAAUCGUUACGACCAGGCGGGUCAUUUGAUCUGGGGCAUGUUUGACCCCCAGGGCCACGACGAGCACGACAGCGCACGUUCGCAGGUGGUGAAGUUCAAAGAGACUUCCGAGCUGCACGUGCCCUGUUUGAGCCCCGUGUUUGACCACGACACCACAAUCAUCGAAGAGUUGACGAAGGCCUAUAAAGGUCCUGGAGUCAACAUGAGCAAGCUAUGUCUACCAGAUCCUGACAAGGUCUUGGUUAGCAAACAUGGCUUUCUGCAGAUGGUGGGCCUCAAGAACGUCACGGCCAUGCAAAUCUUCAUCAAACGCGUGGUCACCAAACUCGGAGGCUUUGUUCCCUACGUGGUCCCGGCAGAGAUUGCAGAGAUGUUCAUGAACCCCUUUGCUCGUUACCGAGACUUAGAAGCCAUGCUGGUGUCUCAUCCUGAGUGGGCUCGUUGGGAUGUCUUCGCCUCAUGUAUGGUGGAUGUGGAGGCAACCAACUCCACGGUGGCAGGGAAGUUGGCCUACAUUUGUGGAUAUGUGGAUUGUUCCAAAGUGCCCGAGUCCUGUGAAGACCUGUGGGACACCGCUUCCUGGGUCUUUGGGACUCAUUUCCGUGAGGUGGUCUAUUCGCAGGACUUCACCCCUAAGCCACUACAGCAUUGCUACCUGGACGGGGCCGCGCAGUUUGUGCGCUCCAGCAUUUGGAAGAAGAUGCCUGUGAAGAAGGAUUGCAUUGUGCCAUUGGGCUGGACCGAUCCCAAUAAAGUCCAUAUCAGCCAGCAUGGCUUUCAUCUGGUCUGGAGCAAUCGAGAUCCCGUGGCCAUGAAGGUCUUCAUCACACGAGCACUUGAACAUACAGGUGGCAAGUUGGAAACCAAUGUCCCUGAAUCCUUUGUGACUGAGACACUGGCCUUGGAGGGAUCCUUCAAGAUGCUCCAAGACACCCUGGCGGCGCAUCCGCCUUGGGGCUCCUGGGAGACUGCCGCCUGUGUCCCGGAUCGUGAGGCUAAAGCACGAGAUGUGGGAGCCGCCAUUGGCUUGGUAUGUAGCCACCUGGCGAUAGGCAAGGGCAUCUUCGACUGUGGCCAAAUCCCAGCCGAAUGUCACUUGCCUGCAGAGAAGACCGACGAACGGAUGACUUGA
Molecule: messenger RNA, 2145 nt
Organism: Durusdinium trenchii
Lineage: Eukaryota; Dinophyceae; Suessiales; Symbiodiniaceae
Source: the annotation of a GenBank genome assembly